UUUAGUACCGCUUCAUCCUGGAGCAUGCGCAUUUCCAGUGUUGUUGAGUUUGUUAUGACAAGUCGAGGCCUCGGACUAAAUUAGAUAAUAGCCCCGUCUCUGUCCUGGGAAAUCCACGAUGGAGGACAUGGAUUUGGACCUAGAUCAGGACCUAAUGCAAAAAUUUAGUUGCAUGGGUACCUCAGAUAAAGACACUCUGAUCUCGGAGUUUCAGAGACUGCUCGGGUUUCAACUCAACCCCGCGGGAUGCGCCUUCUUCUUGGACAUGACCAACUGGAAUCUACAAGCAGCCAUAGGGGCAUACUACGACUUUGAGAGCCCCAACAUAAACGCGCCAUGUAUGUCCUUGGUAGAAGAUGUGACCAUUGGUGAAGGGGAGUCUGUUCCACCAGAUACACCAUUCACAAAGACAUGGAGAGUACAAAACACAGGUGCAGAGUCAUGGCCUCCUGGAGUCUGCCUCAAGUACGUGGGAGGGGAUCAGUUUGGCCACGUCAACAUGGUAAUGGUGCGGUCUCUAGAACCCCAGGAAAUGUUUGACGUUAGCGUGCAGAUGCACAGCCCUGUGGCUCCUGCGAUGUACCAGGGCCAGUGGAGGAUGUGUACGGCUACCGGACUCUUCUUUGGGGAUGUAAUAUGGGUCAUCUUGAGUGUGGAGGUCGGGGGCCUGCUGGGCGUCACGCAGCAGCUGUCCUCUUUCCAAACGGAGUUCAACACGCACCCAAACCGCAGCCUGGAGGGGGACUACAACCCCUUCGCCUCGCCGCAGAAAACCAGAUACCCCGGCAGCACCGACAGCGGUCUCCACGACGACAGUAGUCUGAAGGACACGGGGGAGCCCUGGGAGGCCACUCCCAAUCCUCUGCAGCAAGAUCAAAAUGGACUGUCGCACAAUUCAGUGAAUAUAGCAGCCAACAGUCUCCAAAGCAAUCUAUCAGUAGUGACUUACAACCAGGGCAUACAGGGACCCUAUCCGUUUGGGCACUAAAUCCCCCGGUCGAGAGCCACUACACCUCUGAAGUCGAACUCACCAAGGCUUUAUCUGUAGCCGGUGGGGAGCCUGGAGCUUCACAACAAACACUUUAUGCAAAGUCUCCACUUCAGCCAGUGUAGCCCCAGCGUCCCACUUCAGCUACGCUGUGAGGAUCCAGAGGUCACCGCUCCUGACAUACAGCUCAACCAACACCCUCAUAUCCACUGUAUGCAUGAGUGAAUGCUAAGUUAAAACAAGAGUGCUAUUGAGAGUCUUGGUGAGAGAUGCUGUUUUGAAAUCUUUUUAUUUUUUUGUUGUGAUCAGAGUGCAGAAAAAACUUUUGUGUGUGUGUGUGUGUGUGUGUGUGUGUGUGUGUGUGUGUGUGUGUGUGUGUGUGUGUGUGUGUGUGUGUGUGUGUGUGUGUGUGUGUGUGUGUGUGUGUGCGCGCAACAUGAAAGAGGCAUUGGAGGAAAAGCCAUUUAAAUUUGCCAACUGAUUCUUUGGUUUCUGCUCUGACGUAAAACCUGCUGGCUGUAAUUCUGAGAUGAUUUAGCCAAACAAAAUCUGUGAGCUUUCAUGGCCUCAUUUUGUCGACGAUACCAUCCGUUUUACUGUUUACUUUGUAUAUCAAUUCUUGUGUACACCUUUUUUUUUUUUUAUGAUCUAGACAAUUUGCUUAGUACGGGUUAUUUCUAUAGAAUGUACCUUUUUUAAAUAAUUUCAUUGCUCUAUUCUUUUCUUAUAACCUUUUAACGUGAUGAAAUGCAAUUUUAAGACGCUCCACUAGGGAGAGCAAGAUAUCAACGUUUUAGUCCAACUGAAUUCUCCAAAACAAGGGAUUUCCUCAACACCCAAACAAUGUAAUGUUUUCAUCUAUGUUCAAAAAGCAACUAUAACAAAAUCAUUUGAAUGUGUCUGGGGUGACAUUUUUAGCCCGUUUUCAGGCAAUAAAUGUGAAGCAGCUUUGCCUAAACUGAAACUGAGACAAAAGCUUUGAUGAGCAUUCUUUUGCCCAAUCUAACAUAUUUUAACUGAGCCUGAAUAGGUUAGUAUUGAAUACCUUAAUGCAUCAACCAGAAUAUAAAGAGUUUGUCACGGGUGACUCUCCACCUUCAUCACAUUCACAUGCAUUCUGUUAAACCACAUAAUCUUGGGAAAUGGCAGCUUUAAAUAUUUCUUUCAAUUGAAGCGGAAUGUAUUCAGUGAAUGUAAAAUAGGCUGAAUUGUUUGUAAACAUCAACGAUCCAAAGUAUAUUGAUAAAUUGCCUUCAAUUUCCUUUUUUUCUUACUCUAAUUUUGUCCCUCAGUAAGUCUUUCCUAGGGUGUUCCAUAAAUUGUAGGUUUGGAAACACAGUUAGCAUUCUCUUCUAGACUACAUCGCUUAUUAUUCUUGUGCUUUAAUUGCACUAACCGUCAGAUCUAUGCACUGAGUUAUGUGGGGGCCCCUUUUGCCAAAUAGGCCCCAUUGUGGCAUGUUGUUGUUCCAGUAGGCCUACACAUGGAUCCUGAGGGCUUCAUGCAGCCGCUAAAUAAGUAUUGAUUGACAAUUGAAAUAAACCCUCUUUCCUAGAGAGCCUAAUUUCAUUUGGUUGCAGGCUAAUUUUGCCCCAGGAGAAAAGUGAUCUUAAAUCUUCAAUACCACAGACGCCUCGUCGUUAGGAGUGCUUAUGGUUGCUGUGCACAGAAUAAAUGUAUAGUUCCUGGAUGUAAGGGUGAACCAUAUUCAUAAAACAUGGGAUUGUAAGGACAAUGCUAAAUUCUACAUCUUAAAAGGAGAUGGGGUUCAUUGGUCUUCAUUGGUCAGAUAGUGUAAGAAUCAGUUGGCAUGUGUUGGACUGAAACUGGCCACACAGAUGAUAUGUGCUUUUUUUUCUCUCCUUGUGUGUUGGAUGACAGUUUGUAAAAUUAAAUUAUAACUAAAAUGA
Messenger RNA from Gadus morhua (Atlantic cod), 2898 nucleotides. It is a transcript of the gene ilrun, whose product is annotated as inflammation and lipid regulator with UBA-like and NBR1-like domains. Gene Ontology annotation, cellular component: phagophore assembly site. Gene Ontology annotation, biological process: macroautophagy. Gene Ontology annotation, molecular function: ubiquitin binding. NCBI's taxonomy places the organism in Eukaryota, Metazoa, Chordata, Actinopteri, Gadiformes, Gadidae. Bases 119 to 988 code for a protein of 289 amino acids. The transcript is spliced from 5 exons. The record is from RefSeq and is a predicted model, not a curated record.